AUUUGCGUGCUGCGAUUGUAGGAUUGCUUCCGUUCAUCUUUCCUCUCGACGUUGACAUCGUACUGAGCACAUUUGAACAACAUCUACCAAACCUCAUCAGUAAUACUUUCACAAGCAAUCAUGGCAGAGAACAGAGCAGAGGGCAACAAGGGCCAGUUCAGCGCGUCUGCGCCACAGCCUGAGCCGACUAUCACCAGCAAGCACCAACCUGGCAAGAUCAUUCCAGGCAGCAACGAUGCUGUCCCCGAAUUCGAAGCAGAAGUUCUCCCAGCGGGCAGUGCCCCACCAAAGAACACAUUCGAGCCACAAACAGAAGGCGAGGUCCCUCCAGUCCAGAACUACUACAAAGAUGGCGUAGGCGAGGGCGAGACGACCAAGGCCUCAGACACCAUCGUGGGAGCAACAUCUGGGGAUGUGCACCAGGGCCUCGGCAAGCCGGUCCAAGGCCAGACUUCGAAGGAGUUGCAUGAUGGUACUCAUACCAGGGCUGGAGUGGAGGGUGUUGGUGGCAGUGCGAAGCAGGCUACGGUCGAUCCUCACGAUCCUCAGCAUAUUAGCCAGCGUGCAUUGGAUAAGGACGAGGCGGUGGUAGGACGUGGUGAGAAGGCUUCCGCGGAGGAUCGUGUGCCUGAGCCCGCGGAGACUGUUGCUGCCGAGAGGAGAUAGAGGCUUUCUGAUCUAGAAGCCCAUACAUGGGUCAUGACUUGGAUGAGCUAUGAGUUGUUCGAACCUCAGACUGUAAUCAGCAUUUGCAGUCCAGUUGAUUAGUUAUUGCAG
Messenger RNA from Cercospora beticola, 777 nucleotides. RefSeq lists its product as uncharacterized. The record is from RefSeq and is a predicted model, not a curated record. NCBI's taxonomy places the organism in Eukaryota, Fungi, Ascomycota, Dothideomycetes, Mycosphaerellales, Mycosphaerellaceae.